Coregonus clupeaformis (lake whitefish) is the source of this 4566-nucleotide messenger RNA. It is a transcript of the gene ctcf, whose product is annotated as CCCTC-binding factor (zinc finger protein). Gene Ontology annotation, cellular component: nucleus. NCBI's taxonomy places the organism in Eukaryota, Metazoa, Chordata, Actinopteri, Salmoniformes, Salmonidae. Gene Ontology annotation, molecular function: DNA-binding transcription factor activity, RNA polymerase II-specific; RNA polymerase II transcription regulatory region sequence-specific DNA binding. Bases 594 to 2942 code for a protein of 782 amino acids. The transcript is spliced from 12 exons. The record is from RefSeq and is a predicted model, not a curated record. Gene Ontology annotation, biological process: regulation of transcription by RNA polymerase II.
CAAUGAAAUGUACAGGUUUUUAAUAAUUUUGGUACAACUACACAUUCGGAGUGUUUAUUAUAGGCCUGUUGAAUAAAUAUAAAAUACAGCCUGUGACAACCGCUUUUAACUGCCUGUGAUGAUCAUAUAACAGACAGACAUUGACAUUCGUAUGAAGUUAGAAAUGUAAUCAGAUUGAUUAUAUAUAACCUAAUAAAUGAUCUAUUCAUGACGGUGUACUGUAUUUCAAAAGUAGCGCCCCACAUGGCCAAUCCCCAUAAUUCAAUGUUUAAAACGCUUUACACCCACCCUCUCGCCACCGCCCCCCUUCACUGCACAGGCGCAUUAACUUUCACAAGGCCGCCAUUUUGUGCGGAGCCUACUCUGCAAAAGCGGGAGAGGAUUAAAACUGACGGAGGAGAAGGGCGCAAUUCUCAGCCAUCUCGGUCUGAUUGAGGAACAUACUCUGGGCUUUCUGUCGAAUUCAGCGAGGAAUUAAACGACGAAGAGCAGGUUGAGUGUCAGGUAACAGUCAGGAGAGUUGAGUCAGAAAUUGAGGAAGCCAAGCAGAUCUAGAAAGAUGGAAGUAUUCCUUUCUAGUGCAGGUAUUACCGAUGGACGGAGGACCAACUGACGUUGUGGUUGUGGCCAAGGACUGCAUCACCUAUGAGGGGGAUGAGGUGGUGGCAGACCUGCUCCAGCAAGCAGCAGAGGGGGUAAUGGACCAGCAGCCAGAGGGAGUGGCUGGUCUGGAUCCCCAGCAGCUGGUGGAGGAAGUCAAUGUGGAGAUGAUGGUAAUGGACUCCCUGGACCCGGCCUUGCUGCAGAUGAAGACUGAGGUGAUAGACGCCCCUGUGGCUACAGCCCACGAGGCCACGGUCACCACGGUGGAUGAGACCCAGAUCAUCACUCUGCAGGUUGUCAACAUGGAUGAGCAGCAGCUGGGAGGCCUCGGGGAGCUACAGCUGGUCCAGGUCCCUGUCUCUGCUGUCCCUGUCACCCAGGCCACUGUAGAGGCACUACAGGGCACCUUCGUAGACACCACGGCCAUGCCCAAAGAUGGAAAUCCUGUGAUCUGCCACACCCUGCCCCUGCCAGAGGGCUUCCAGGUGGUGAAGGUUGGUGCGAAUGGUGAGGUGGAAACAGUGGAGCAAGAUGAGCACCAGGAGGAGCAGCAGGUCCAGCCUGAGGAGGAGGAGCUGCACUGUGAGCACCAGCCUGAAGAUCCACAAUGGGCCAAGGACCCUGACUACCAGCCCCCAGCCAGGAAGACCACCAAGAAGGCAAAAAAGAGCAAGCUGCGCUACAACACAGAGGGGGACAAAGACAACAUGGACGUGUCCGUGUACGACUUUGAAGAGGAGCAGCAGGAAGGGAUGCUCUCCGAGGUCAACGCAGAGAAGGUGGUGGGCAACAUGAAACCCCCCAAACCCACCAAAAUUAAGAAGAAGGGUGUGAAGAAAACAUUCCAGUGUGAGCUGUGUAGCUACACCUGUCCCCGCCGCUCCAACCUAGAUCGACACAUGAAGAGCCACACAGAUGAGAGGCCCCACAAGUGCCAUCUGUGUGGAAGGGCCUUCAGGACCGUUACCCUGCUGAGGAACCACCUCAACACACACACAGGUACCAGACCACACAAGUGUCAAGAUUGUGACAUGGCCUUUGUGACCAGUGGAGAGCUGGUCCGUCAUCGUCGCUAUAAGCACACUCAUGAGAAACCCUUCAAGUGCUCCAUGUGUGACUAUGCCAGUGUGGAGGUGAGCAAGCUAAAGCGGCACAUCCGUUCCCACACUGGGGAGCGUCCGUUCCAGUGCAGUCUGUGCAGCUACGCCAGCAGAGACACCUACAAGCUGAAGAGACACAUGAGGACACACUCAGGAGAGAAGCCGUACGAGUGCUAUAUUUGCCAUGCCCGUUUCACCCAGAGUGGAACCAUGAAGAUGCACAUCCUGCAGAAGCACACAGAGAAUGUGGCCAAGUUCCACUGCCCCCACUGUGACACCGUUAUCGCCCGAAAGAGUGACCUGGGCGUCCAUCUGCGUAAACAGCACUCGUUCAUUGAGCAGGGCAGGAAAUGUCGUUACUGUGAUGCUGUGUUCCACGAGCGCUACGCACUCAUCCAGCACCAGAAGUCCCACAAGAACGAGAAACGCUUCAAGUGUGACCAGUGUGAUUACUGCUGCAGACAGGAGCGCCACAUGCUGAUGCACAGGCGCACGCACACAGGAGAGAAGCCUUACGCCUGUAGCCAAUGUGAGAAGACCUUCCGUCAGAAGCAGCUCCUGGACAUGCACUUUCGGCGCUACCAUGACCCCAACUUUGUGCCCACCGCCUUUGUGUGCACCAAGUGUGGCAAGGCCUUCACUCGCAGGAACACCAUGGCCAGACAUGCAGAGAACUGUAACGGGGAUCCUAGUGAAGGAGAAAACGGAUCCCCACCGAAGAGAGGACGAGGUGGGAGGAAGAGGAAGAUGCGCUCAAGGAAGGACGAUGAUGAUGACGACGACAGUGAGGACAAUGCUGAUCCUGAGCUGGAUGACAUUGAUGAAGAGGAUGAGGAGGCCGAGGCGGCACUGCUGGAGGAAGAGGAGGAGGAGAUGGAGUUAGAGCAGGCUCCACCCACCAAACCUAUUCCCGCCCCUGUAGAGCCACCUGUCAAGAGGAAACGCGGCAGACCCCCCAAGAACGCCCCCAAACCCUCCCCGCCCGCCAAAGCCAGCAAGGCUGCCCCCAAAGUCAAGGCUGCUGCAGCAGCAGCCAUCAUCCAGGUGGAGGAUGAGAAUACCGGCGCCAUAGAGAACAUCAUAGUGAAGAAGGAGCCAGAGGCUGAACAGGCUGCCCCAGAGGUGGUGGUGGAGCAGCCAGAGGAGGCAGGGGUGGAGACGGUGGAGCUGCCUGUAGCAGAUGCUGCCCCCAAUGGAGACCUCACCCCUGAGAUGAUCCUCAGUAUGAUGGACCGGUGAUCUAGCCCACAGAGACCGCUCAAAGACAUCCCCUAGUCCACCCUCUUCAUACAAUCUGCCAUCUUACAAACCACUCCGCUUUACCCUUUUGUUUUUAUAAUUUAUGUUAAACAAAUCGGUGUGUUUUCUUAUCACUCUCAAACCCACUUCCUUCCAUGCAUUCACUGUAACAGUUUAAGUUCCAGCUGCUUGGUCUGUAGAAAUUUAGAUUUGUUUCUGGGGGUGGAAUGGUGGAGAAAUGUGUAAUAAUGGAUCCAUUCUCUACUGUAAUCUACUGGUGCAUGGAGGGAUGGUAGCUGAGGUUCGACACAUGGUGGACAUUGGGACUUACUUUAGGGGUCAGUUGUUGUUUUUUCCUCCAACUAAUAAACUAUUUUCUUAACCUGUUUGUGACCUUGACGUGGCAACAGUGAGUGCCAAUAAUUUCAGCCUUGUUAUCUAGGACCUCAUCUCUGCUGUAGACUAAAACUAUUACUUUAGCUGUCAAAGGAACUCCUGUGUUUUGACACUUUUUAUUCACUGCAUAUUCCAUUUUACUUACUGUUAUACUUGUCACAGAUUAUGAAGUUUGUAGCGACUUACAUCAAAUUAACUACUAUAAUCAGGCCAGGGACAGUGACAUCCAUCCACCCACAAAGUUUUAAAGACUGCAGUUAUGUUGUACAAAUGGUAAUCUUGGUUGGUUUUGCUUGUAAAUACUUUAAAAGUUUUAUUACAAACAUCUUAAUCUUUUUCUAGGGAUUUAAAGAACUUUAAUGCUGGGGUAAAGGAACUCUUAACAGUAGCUGUUUGGAACACAGGCUGUAUGUGGCUUUCUAAUCUCUAAAGUGUGAGGCAUUGCCCACCCUGUGAAUCAUGUUGGAGAUAUGAUCUUCCCUGUUUUGAGCUUUUUAGCCUGAAAUAUCUGUAGCGCAUUUAUGGAGGUACAGAGGACAGCAGCUUUACUCACUCUUAACCUACCUAACAUCUUGACUGCAUGAACUAAUGUUAGAGGUUUUGAAAGAUGACCAUGUACGUUUUGUUUUGCAUUUCAAGAUAAGGUAAAGAGAUUGUGAUGUAAAUUGCGCCCAUAUUCUGAAAAGCUUUAAUCAAGUUCUGUGUGAAACUGUAAAGGAGGGAGGUGUCCAAUUGAACUAGCUUCAGGUCUUAACUGUAAAUGAAAGAUGAUUAUUAAGGCUUUGGUAAUCUUGUGAAGCAGAAUGUUUCUCCCAGUUCACUGUUAAUUUCUCAGAUCAUUUUGUCCUAACUGCGUAGUUUUGUUGUGGGAUGUAUACAGGAGCGGUCAGAGGGCCUUGUGAAAUUCUGAUUUAAGACGUUCAAAAAGGGGAGGAGAGAACUGAGGGAAGGAUAUUUUGUAUAAAGGUUGUUACUCGUUUAAGAGAACUGUCCUUUCAUAGAACAUUUUAAUGCUGGUACAACAUGAAGCUUCCUUCUAUAUGUAAUUGCAUUUAAAUUGCUUUUGUCAAGCUCUUAAAAAUUCUAGGUUGAUGCAUUUUUGUACCUGGCUGUACUGUGUGAAUUUUACAAUGAUCUGAAAACCAACAUAAAACAUGUAUUAUGGCUGAGAGGGCAUGUUGGUAUGCAGAAUGUAUUGCUGUACAGCUAAUAAAAAGAUAUUGGCCUA